AUGAUUUACAAGAACAUAACAACAAUCAAAGACUUUGUAAUACUUGGAUUCCCAGGACUUCACCCAACAUAUUAUGGACCUGCGUCUGCUCUUCUUUUCUUCACCUACUUGGUUAUUCUUGCUGGAAAUAUUUUCAUUUUAGUUUUUGUUGGGUUUGAAAGGCGUCUACAAAAGCCAACAUAUCUGAUCUUCUGUCAUCUGGCAAUGAAUGAUUUCUUAUUCGGGACAGUGACUUUGCCAAAAAUCAUAUCCAGAUAUUGGUGGGAUGACAAGAUUGCGUCUUUUGGUGCCUGCUUCACUCAGAUGUAUUUUGUGCAUUCCUUGGGAGCUAUUCAUUCUCUCUUUCUGCUGAUUAUGGCUCUGGAUCGUUUCAUUGCAAUUUGUCUACCUUUAAAAUAUCCUGUUCUAAUUACAAACAACUCUAUAUCUAUUGCUUGUGGGAUGUCAUGGAUUGGGACAUUUGUUAGGAUGAUGGCAGUUGUAUUACAUGCCCUUUCUUUGCCUUAUUGUAGUUCUAACAUCAUUGUGCAAUGUUAUUGUGACCACAUUUCAAUUACAAACCUGGCAUGUGGUGGAAAUGUAAAAUAUGUUCAGACUGUUGCUGUCGGUCUUGCAAUGUUUAGUCUCUUGCUUCCACUUUCAUUUAUAUUUUUUUCCUACAUUUCUAUCUUUAUAGUUGUUUUGAGAAUACCAAACGUAGAAAGUCGAUACAAAACCUUAUCAACUUGUACGCCACAGUUAUUCAUUUCAUGCCUGUAUUACCUGCCAAGAUGUUUUGUUUAUCUUGCUCAUGCUACAGGGUUUUCCUUCGGUUUGGACUUCCGCAUUUUAUUGAUAUUGCUGUACAGUCUUCUUCCUCCUGCUGUUAAUCCAAUCAUAUAUUGCCUCAAAACCAAGGAUAUCAAAGAAGUUUUGAUGAAGAGAUUGAAAAAUGCUAAAGUUGGAAUGAAACAAACUUCAAAGUAA
Molecule: messenger RNA, 966 nt
Organism: Seriola aureovittata
Lineage: Eukaryota; Metazoa; Chordata; Actinopteri; Carangiformes; Carangidae
Product: olfactory receptor 52E8-like
Exons: 1
Coding region: 1-966 (321 amino acids)
Biological process (GO): G protein-coupled receptor signaling pathway
Cellular component (GO): membrane
Molecular function (GO): olfactory receptor activity; G protein-coupled receptor activity
Source: RefSeq, a predicted model, not a curated record